Messenger RNA from Eublepharis macularius, 1798 nucleotides. RefSeq names its product peroxisomal biogenesis factor 19 (gene PEX19). Lineage: Eukaryota; Metazoa; Chordata; Lepidosauria; Squamata; Eublepharidae. The transcript is spliced from 8 exons. The record is from RefSeq and is a predicted model, not a curated record. Gene Ontology annotation, biological process: protein import into peroxisome membrane. Bases 31 to 909 code for a protein of 292 amino acids. Gene Ontology annotation, cellular component: peroxisome; peroxisomal membrane.
CCGGCCCCGCCCACCCCGUCCAGCGGCGCGAUGGCGGCGGCCGAGCAGGACCGGGAGCUGGACGAGCUGCUGGAGAGCGCCCUCGACGACUUCGAGAAGGCCGCGCCGCCCCCUCCGCCCGGCAGCAGCAGCAGCGGCGGCAGCGCCGUCGAAGCCCCGCCGAGGCCGCCGGGGGAGGCCGCCCAGGACGCGCUGUUCGCCUCGCAGGAGCGCUUCUUCCAGGAGCUGUUCGAGGGCGAGCUGGCCUCGCAGGCCACGGCCGAGUUCGAGCGCGCCAUGCGGGAGCUGGCCCAGGAGGAGCCCCACCUGGUCGAGCAGUUCCAGAAGCUCUCCCAGGCCGCCGGCAGAGUCGGAAGUGACGCCACAUCCCAGCAAGAGUUCACUUCCUGCUUGAAGGAGACCCUCAGCGGCUUGGCCAAGAACGCCAACGACUUGCAGAACUCCACGGCAGCUGAGGAGGAGCUGGCCAAGACCAUGGAGGGACUCUGCCUCGAGGAGGGAGAUGGCGGCGAAGGCAACCUCUUGCCCCUCAUGCAAGGUAUCAUGCGGAACCUCCUCUCGAAAGAUGUGCUUUACCCCUCGCUCAAGGAGAUCACGGACAAAUACCCAGAGUGGCUCCGCAGCCACUGUGACUCUCUGCCAAAGGAGCAGUACGAGAAGUAUCAGGAGCAGCACAGCAUUAUGGGGAAAAUCUGCGAGCAGUUUGAGGCGGAGCGGCCCAGCGACGGUGACACAGAGCACAAGGCCCGCUUUGAGCUGAUCCUGGACCUGAUGCAGCAGCUUCAAGAUCUGGGCCACCCUCCUAAGGAACUUGCUGGGGAAUCGCCGCCUGGUCUGAACUUUGACCUCGAGGGACUGAAUCUGCCCGAUGCAGCCAGUACAGGAGGAGAGCAGUGCCGGAUCAUGUGACCGCCACCCGUGUGGAGUGGAACGUUGCGUCGAGGGAAGGGCUGCACUUUUCUUAAUCACCAGGAUGCUUGAAGCAGGCUGGGCUGACUAACAUGGCCAUUUAUGUUUAAAGAUCCCAAAAGGGUAAUUCUAAGUCUGGGGCUUGCAAGAAAGAGAUGAAAUGAAUGUGAGUGAAUGGGAGGUGCCCUUCCCAGGCCCCACUGCCGUCUCCCGAGUGGGCUGGAAAGGUCUGCACCCCACUCUUGGAUUUUUGUAAAUCAUGCUCAGCAGCACCCAUUUCGGUGUGUGUGCUUCUUGCCCCGCUCUCUGGCCCCUGCUGAGAGCUUAACAAACUGGCCGGACCACUGUUUCCUGACAGGCAAGGCAGGCAGCAGCCAGCAAGGGUGUCCUGCUGUGGGUCUCCAAUGUGGGGCUGGAGGGUUCUGGCCUUGUGUUGGGGGGCUUGCGCCUUUGUAACUCAACUCCCCUUUGCUGCUGAGGACUUUUUGCUUGCCCAAGAGCUCCUGGAUGGCUUCUGUUAGGACCUUGACUAAGCGCUGCCUGUGUCUACUGGGCGAGGCUAAGGCGGAAGCCCGGCAGGCCUAGAUGCUUCCCAGGGAAGGCAUCCUGGAGGGGGGGUCCAGCUUCUCUCUGCCUUUCCUUGCAGCCACUUUCACUGUCCUACCUGGAACACUCCAGGCCGCUGGGCAGAAGGGUUGUGGUUUCCCUGCCUCAGUGUGAGGCUAGAGGCCCCAUCUGUGGCUGCAGCCCAGCUGGGAUAGUUGGAGAGAUGGAGGGAGGGCAGGGGGGGUGAAUUUCCACCUCCUGCCCGUGCUUAAGGGUGGCAGAACUUGAUGGCGUUGGAACUCUUUAUGAAUAAAAUAAAGGUGGAAGUUUAUCCUUUCCAGUA